Symphalangus syndactylus (siamang) is the source of this 1963-nucleotide messenger RNA. It is a transcript of the gene NDFIP1, whose product is annotated as Nedd4 family interacting protein 1. Gene Ontology annotation, cellular component: perinuclear region of cytoplasm; Golgi apparatus; endoplasmic reticulum. NCBI's taxonomy places the organism in Eukaryota, Metazoa, Chordata, Mammalia, Primates, Hylobatidae. The record is from RefSeq and is a predicted model, not a curated record. Gene Ontology annotation, biological process: metal ion transport; ubiquitin-dependent protein catabolic process; positive regulation of protein ubiquitination. Gene Ontology annotation, molecular function: WW domain binding.
GGGGGCGGGGCGGCAGCGCAGCGUCGUCGUCGUAGUCCCCGCCUCUUCCCCAGGGGCCGCGUCGGAGUCUCGGCGGCGGCGGCGGCGGCGGCGGCGCUUACAGCUUGAGAAGAGCGUCUCGCCCGGGAGCGGCGGCGGCCAUCGAGACCCACCCAAGGCGCGUUCCCCUCGGCCUCGCAGCACUCCCAGGCCGCAGCGGCCGCGCCCCUUCAGCUAGCUCGCUCGCUCGCUCUCCUUCCCUGCUGCCCGCUGCGCCAUGGCGUUGGCGUUGGCGGCGCUGGCGGCGGUCGAGCCGGCCUGCGGCAGCCGGUACCAGCAGUUGCAGAAUGAAGAAGAGUCUGGAGAACCUGAACAGGCUGCAGGUGAUGCUCCUCCACCUUACAGCAGCAUUUCUGCAGAGAGCGCAGCAUAUUUUGACUACAAGGAUGAGUCUGGGUUUCCAAAGCCCCCAUCUUACAAUGUAGCUACAACACUGCCCAGUUAUGAUGAAGCCGAGAGGACCAAGGCUGAAGCUACUAUCCCUUUGGUUCCUGGGAGAGAUGAGGAUUUUGUGGGUCGGGAUGAUUUUGAUGAUGCUGACCAGCUGAGGAUAGGAAAUGAUGGGAUUUUCAUGUUAACUUUUUUCAUGGCAUUCCUCUUUAACUGGAUUGGAUUUUUCCUGUCUUUUUGCCUGACCACUUCAGCUGCAGGAAGGUAUGGGGCCAUUUCAGGAUUUGGUCUCUCUCUAAUUAAAUGGAUCCUGAUUGUCAGGUUUUCCACCUAUUUCCCUGGAUAUUUUGAUGGUCAGUACUGGCUCUGGUGGGUGUUCCUUGUUUUAGGCUUUCUCCUGUUUCUCAGAGGAUUUAUCAAUUAUGCAAAAGUUCGGAAGAUGCCAGAAACGUUCUCGAAUCUCCCCAGGACCAGAGUUCUCUUUAUUUAUUAAAGAUGUUUUCUGGCAAAGGCCUUCCUGCAUUUAUGAAUUCUCUCUCAAGAAGCAAGAGAACACCUGCAGGAAGUGAAUCAAGAUGCAGAACACAGAGGAAUAAUCACCUGCUUUAAAAAAAUAAAGUACUGUUGAAAAGAUCAUUUCUCUCUAUUUGUUCUAGGUGUAAAAUUUUAAUAGUUAAUGCAGAAUUCUGUAAUCAUUGAAUCAUUAGUGGUUAAUGUUUGAAAAAGCUCUUGCAAUCAAGUCUGUGAUGUAAUUAAUAAUGCCUUAUAUAUUGUUUGUAGUCAUUUUAAGUAGCAUGAGCCAUGUCCCUGUAGUCAGUAGGGGGCAGUCUUGCUUUAUUCAUCCUCCAUCUCAAAAUGAACUUGGAAUUAAAUAUUUUAUUGUAAGAUAUGUAUAAUGCUGGCCAUUUUAAAGGGGUUUUCUCAAAAGUUAAACUUUUGUUAUGACUGUGUUUUUGCACAUAAUCCAUAUUUGCUGUUCAAGUUAAUCUAGAAAUUUAUUCAAUUCUGUAUGAACACCUGGAAGCAAAAUCAUAGUGCAAAAAUACAUUUAAGGUGUGGUCAAAAAUAUGUCUUUAAUUGGUAAAUAAUAAGCAUUAAUUUUUUAUAGCCUGUAUUCACAAUUUUGCGGUACCUUAUUGUACCUAAGGGAUUCUAAAGGUGUUUGUCACGGUAUAAAAUAGAAAGGACUAGGAUACAAAUGAAGCUUAAUUACUAAAAUGUAAUUCUUGACACUCUUUCUAUAAUUAGAGUCCUUCACCCCCACCCCCCUUAUUUUCCUUUUGUCUCCUGAUGAUUAGGCCAAAGUCUGGGAGUAAGGAGAGGAUUAGGUACUUAGGAGCAAAGAAAGAAGUAGCUUGGAACUUUUGAGAUGAUCCCUAACAUACUGUACUACUUGCUUUUACAAUGUGUUAGCAGAAACCAGUGGGUUAUAAUGUAGAAUGAUGUGCUUUCUGCCCAAGUGGUAAUUCAUCUUGGUUUGCUAUGUUAAAACUGUAAAUACAACAGAACAUUAAUAAAUAUCUCUUGUGUAGCA